CAAAAGGGACAAGCAGCGACGAGACUCGAGCAGCGAAGCGACUCACAGCGGCAGACGCGAGCGAGGAAGCAGAGGCGGGCCAUGAAGUUCGGCAAGCAGAUCCAGCGGCGCCAGCUCGACCUGCCCGAGUACGCGGCCAGCUUCUUCAACUACAAGGCCCUCAAGAAGUGGCAGAUGGAGGCCGUGAUGCUGACCGGCGCCCCGCAGCUCAUCAAACAACUCAGCGCGACGCCUACGAUCCCGGCGCAAGGCGCUACUCAAGAACCGUCCAGCGAUGUGCUCGACGCCCAGGCUGCCCUGCGCGCGCACAAGGAGGUCUUCUUCUUCCGUCUCGAGCGUGAGAUAGAGAAGGUCAAUGUCUUCUACCUGCAGAAGGAGGCCGAGUUCUCGUUGCGGCUCAAGACGCUGCUCGACAAGCAGCGGGUCAUUCAGUCGCGCCGGACGGUGUCGAAUUCAAAGGCCCCCGCGAACUUCGUGGCCUUGAUAGAAGGGUUCCAGCAGUUUGAUGGUGACUUGAACAAGCUGCAGCAAUUUGUGGAGGUUAACGAGACCGCCGUAUCCAAGAUACUGAAGAAGUCGCGGACAAAAGAGCUAUAUCUACAGCGAGCGGUUGAAGUCCAGCCAUGCUUCAACCGAGAAGUCCUCCGGGAUCUCUCUGACCGCGCUACCACAGCCAGGCUAGAGCUUGAGGCAUGGGCGGAAGGCGAAAAUAUUCAGUUUAACGCUCCCAGACAGGCGGACAGACCGGCCAGCAUAGCAGAGGAGGACGACAGUGACCUCCAUAUACUUAACUCUGCUGCUGCUACGGGGAACCUCCAGCCUCUACGCGAUUGGCUCAGCAAGAUUCAGCUCUCUCCAGAUGCAGCUGACCAUCUCACCCGCAUUUUCCUGACUGCGGUCAAUGAGUAUCCAGAUGAAGUGCUCACCCUUUUGCUAGAAACUAACCUUGUCGACGUCCAUGCCGAGGACGACAUCAAUGAACGCAACUGUCUGCAUGAAGCCGUUAUCUCAGGGCGCCAGUUCGUCUUUGAUGCUGCCCUCGAGCGUGGCGUCGAUAUCUCGCAGGCUGACGUAUACGGCAGAAUUCCACUGCAUUACGCCUGCAUGCACGGCCGAGUUGGCAUGGUGCAUUCUCUACUUGAGAAGGGCCUAUCUACCAUCGACUACACGGAUCAUGAUAACUUUACCCCUCUCAUCCACAGCAUCAUCAAGGACCAGGUCUCGUGCGUUGAGCAGCUGCUCUCACACAAUGCCCGAAUCAACCCAGCCUCAGAGUCGGAUCAUAUACCACUUAACCUAGCCUGCCAGCAUGCAUCACUUGCACUAAUAAAGAUCCUGCUUGAGCGAGACGCAAAGUUCCUGCCAGAUGCCGAGGGUCUAUACCCACAGCAUCUUGUAGCGCGCUCGUGUCGUUCCUCCGCAGUUCUCCUGCUCCUCAAGGACCACGGUGCAGAUCUCGACCAGCGUGAUAAGCUGUACCAAUGGACUCCCCUAUUUCACGCGGCUGCAGAGGGCUGCGUUGGAUGCCUGCGUACUCUACUUGACUGCGGUGUCGAUGCAGAUGCUUUGGACGAAAAGGGCCUGCCGGCCAUGUAUUAUGCUGUCUGGGAGGGUCAUCUCGAAUGUAUGAAGCUGCUCUGGUCUCAGCGUAUAUCCCGUCCCAUCGCAGGGCAGACACCCCUCGACGUCCUCAAUAAUGGCCCCAAGUACCGUGAUGCCAUGACUGCCACCCUCACACCUUUGAGUGAUGAGAAGAAACAAAUUCCUGCCCUUGAGGUCGACGGUAUUCCAGACCUCUCCCUCCCACCUCCCAUCAUCCCGCUUCGUCACUAUGGCCACAACUUUUUGGACAACAAAACCUUUGUGCAGAUCCAUUUCAACCCGCCCUCUGCGGACCCCAUUGUCUUCUAUCAGACUGGCCGCUAUGCUGCUGCACGACUAACAAUAUCGUCCAAGAUGACAGACCUAAUCCCUCGUAAUGUCAUGCUGCCUUUACAAGAAGACUCGCGCUUUAUAUCAUUCCACAUUGAUAAACUGGAAAACUUUGCAAUUGACUUUGAGAUAUUCCCAACAUUUGGUUCAAAAGUUAUUGCCAAAACAGUUGCUUUGCCUGACGUCUUUGAAAAUAACGGCAGAAGUUCUGGUCACUGCUGUCUCCCCGUAUUUGACCCCAGGCUUAGAGCCAUUGGUGAAAUCCGCUUCAACUUCCAGGUCAUCAAACCAUACUACGGAGAUCCAUUGGAAAUCACUCAUUUUGCUACCUACUGGAAAGCUACCAGUGCUUUCGACGCAGAGCACAAUGGCCAAGUCACAGGUUCCAGCUUGUCUGGAGACUAUGUGCAGAUAUUCGUCCAGAUGACGAGAGACUUGGUACCUGUGCUAUAUCCCGAAUUUACAAUCAUGCACCAUGGUGUCCGCAUACCCAUCUCACAUCUUUCUAUUGAAGAAUUCAAGGCCAUCGGUCGUGAACAUCCUCCUCCAUCAAACAUUAUCACUGCUUCUUCUGAGUCAAACUCUACCAGCAGCAGCUCGACUAGCUCACUACUACCAUCCCUCGCCGCAAUGUCAAUCACUGACAUCCCCACCGCCCACCGUCUCCUAGCUACGUCCUUUUUGACUCUUGAAGAAGUCCUUCUUCAUUUACCCACGUCCAUCCAUGUAAACCUAUGCAUCCUCUACCCUUCCCCGGCAGAGCAAAAGGAGCUUGAUCUCCGCCUCACCUUCAACAUCAACAGCUUUGCGGACGCCAUUCUCACACACGUGUUCAACCAUGCCCGGGCAUCCAGGCUGGCGAAUCCGGAUUUUAUGAGAUCUGUUGUCUUUACCAGUUACAACGUCGGAAUAUGUGUAGCUUUGAACUGGAAGCAACCGAACUACCCCGUCCUGCUCUGCAACGACCUCGGUCAACCCCGGGACUCAAACAUCAGCUCAAUUCAAUCUCCAGCCUCGCCUCCAUCAUUUUCAUCUCCAGCAAUCCAAUACAGUGGCCGUGCCUCCCUUUCUAUCAAGGAAUCCGCCCGUAUUGCCCAAAGCAACAAUCUUAUGGGCCUUAUGUGCCGAUCAAGCCUACUC
This is a messenger RNA of Trichophyton verrucosum HKI 0517, 3072 nucleotides long. RefSeq lists its product as uncharacterized. The transcript has 5 exons. Gene Ontology annotation, biological process: lipid metabolic process. The annotation marks the transcript as partial. Gene Ontology annotation, molecular function: protein binding; phosphoric diester hydrolase activity. The record is from RefSeq and is a predicted model, not a curated record. Lineage: Eukaryota; Fungi; Ascomycota; Eurotiomycetes; Onygenales; Arthrodermataceae. Gene Ontology annotation, cellular component: cytoplasm.